Messenger RNA from Capsella rubella, 1183 nucleotides. RefSeq names its product transcription factor HFR1. Lineage: Eukaryota; Viridiplantae; Streptophyta; Magnoliopsida; Brassicales; Brassicaceae. The record is from RefSeq and is a predicted model, not a curated record. The coding region runs from base 83 to 952 and encodes 289 amino acids. The transcript is spliced from 5 exons. Gene Ontology annotation, cellular component: nucleus. Gene Ontology annotation, molecular function: protein dimerization activity.
UCGGACAAAUCUGAAGUCUUCGAUCCCAAUAAUAACAACUUCUCCGAUUCUUUCAUCUCCGGGUUUCUCUUUCACUAACAACAUGUUGAAUAAUCAAGAUUUCAUGGAACUGAAUUGGAGAAACGACGUUGGAUCACUUGCUGUGAAAGAUCAGGCUGGUAUGUCAGAAAGGGCAAGAAGUGAUGAAGAUCGUUUAAUCAACGGUCUAAGAUGGAGCUAUGGUUACUUUGAUCAUGAUCAAACAGAUAAUUAUCUUCAACUUGUUCCGGAGAUCCGUAAAGAAGAAGAGAAACCAAAGGAGGAUUUGUUGGUUACUGUCCCUGAUGAACAUUCUGAAACUGAUGAUCAUCAUCAUAGUAAAGAUUUUUCUUAUAGGUCACAUAGUCGAUGUUAUCUGAGAAACAAACAUGACAACCCAAAAAAACGUUGUUUCCAGAUCUCAAGUGAUGAGGAAUCAGAGGACUUUACAAGAGAGGUUCCUUCAGUUACAGAAAAAGGUUUCAAGAAAAGAAGAAGAGACGAGAUGUGUGAUAAGAUGCGUACGCUACAACAACUUGUACCUAAUUGUCACAAGAUGGACAAGGUUUCGGUUCUUGAUAAGGCCAUAGAUUAUAUGAAAAACCUUCAGCUUCAACUCCAGGUGAUGUCGAUGAUGGGAAUGAAUCCUUAUUUCCCUACGGCGACAUUUAACUUUGGAAUGCAAAACCACCUGUUGACUGCAAUGGCUCUGGCUCACGGCCAAAAUCCUGUGAAUCAAACGACGUCAACACCGUUCAUUCCGGCUUUAAAUUGGCCUUUACCACCGUUUGCUAAUCUUUCAUUCCCACACUUAUCAAAUCAAUCUCCCUUGUUCACAACAGCAUCAGCAGCUUCCUCUUCGCAAUAUCUUUGUGGUUUGGUUCCUUGUUUCCCAAGUCCCCUUGAUUUUUCUUCCCGUACGAUGGGACUAUGAUAUGUAAGUACUAAGUAGCUCGGGAAACACAAAAGUUAUGUGAAAUGAACGUUGAUUAAGAUGAAAAGAAAUUCCAAAACAGUAUCACAUUUUGUGUGAGGCGUUUGUGUCAUGUUCUCUUUUGUGUGGUUCUGUAAACUUACCAUAUGACUUUUUGUAGUAAUUUUUUCAUUAUCUGAUAUAUUUUGUAAAAUAUAUUGAUCAGACACUUGUAAAAACUUGAAAAUUUAA